This is a messenger RNA of Camponotus floridanus (Florida carpenter ant), 3763 nucleotides long. RefSeq names its product ets DNA-binding protein pokkuri (gene aop). The record is from RefSeq and is a predicted model, not a curated record. Gene Ontology annotation, cellular component: nucleus. The coding region runs from base 1 to 1434 and encodes 477 amino acids. The transcript has 4 exons. Gene Ontology annotation, biological process: cell differentiation; regulation of transcription by RNA polymerase II. Lineage: Eukaryota; Metazoa; Arthropoda; Insecta; Hymenoptera; Formicidae. Gene Ontology annotation, molecular function: DNA-binding transcription factor activity, RNA polymerase II-specific; sequence-specific DNA binding.
AUGAAAUUGUUGCCAUCAAUUCCGCUAUCGCCGGUAGCUUCCGCCGCAGGCGGAAUGACCGGAAUGGAUUCCCGGCUGCCACCGGGUAGAGCGUUGCCUUUCAAUACGGAGCUGUUCUGGCGAACUCAUUGUCAGGGUUAUGGGUUCCCGCUAAAUUUUCCGCCCACGUCGCACCCACCGCCCAAUCCCUUUCUAGAUUUCAAGACUCAUCUACCAACGAGUCUAGUGUCCGAUCCUAGACUAUGGUCGCGGGAAGAUGUGGCGGCGUUUCUGCGAUGGGCCGAGCAAGAAUUCGAUCUGCCGCCGUUCGACAUGGAGGUGUUCCAGAUGAACGGCAAGGCGCUAUGCUUGCUGACGAAGGCCGAUAUGGGCGAGAGGUGUCCAAGCGCCGGUGACGUCCUGCACAACGUCCUCAGCAUGCUGGUGCGCGAUUACAGCCAGUUACAGAGGUGUCUGCCGAGCAGCCCGGUGACGCCGACCAGGCCGUCCGCGUAUCCGCUGAGUCCGCUUUCGCAUCCGCCCACACCCACGUGGACGGAGACGCCGGCAUAUGCCCAGAAUCUCGCGUCCCUGAUGUCGGCCAAUUCGGUGACGCUGUCACCGGCGCCGUCCGUGGACAGUCAAUCGGGCUCGCCCAGUCACGCGACCGACGCGAAUCAGACGCAGGUCUACAAGAGUGAUUCGGACGAGGACAACAAUCACCAGGUGUCGAGCGGUAAUAGCAGUCCGCCGCCCACGCCGACCGCCUUGACGGCGCAGAGGCUUAGCGAGGUGAGCGUCAAGGAUCAGCCGAGUCCGACAUUAUCAUCGCAAUUGAUGCCGUUGACACCCGGUACUUUCCGAUCGACUAGUGCCAAUGCGGCCAGAGAGUUCUUCCCCAGCGACUCGUCAGAACCUAACACCAAUGGAAGAUUGCUCUGGGACUUUCUUCAGCAGUUACUGAAUGACCCUCAGCAACGAUACCACAAUUUCAUCGCGUGGAAGAGCCGGGACACCGGCGUUUUCAAAAUUGUCGAUCCGCCGGGUCUGGCACGGCUCUGGGGUAUCCAAAAAAAUCAUCUUUCUAUGAAUUACGAUAAGAUGAGCAGAGCUUUACGUUAUUAUUAUCGUGUGAACAUACUUAGAAAAGUUCAAGGCGAACGACAUUGUUACCAAUUUCUGCGUAACUCAGUUGAAUUGAAAAACAUCAAGAAUAUAUCAUCAUUGCGCCAUCAAAUGCGAAUAAAAUCGGAACCAGAAGAAGAAGGGACUCUUUCCGGAAGUCCCGAGACGGAACCGGAAGCGGAUAUGCCGACGGAUCUCUCGAUGUCCAGUAUGAAUCCGCCAUCGAGCGAGCAGCAACAGCCCUUGCCACUGCACGAUCCACCUGCCAAGUACAGAAGUCACGCGUAUAAUCUCGUUAAGACCAAUCAGGAACCGGAAGAGAGGAAGUGACGCGGGACUUAGCGAUGGCAGGAAAGCUAUGAUCGCGCGUAAUCGUUAAUCGUGCCGCGACAGACUGGGACCGAUGAAACGAACUUCACGUAACAGAGGCGUCCAUAUCGAUAACCGAUCGACAGAUUGCAGGGUGAGAUUGGAAAUUGAGUGAGUAUCCACUCCGUCCGAUUCAUCGAUUUGUUGAUCAGAAGAAGAUAUCUGCACGAAGACGCAAAAGUCUUCAAGACAACAGAGAAUGGAUGGAAUCCGAAAAGUGAAACUCAUCGACAAGGCUUCUGAAUCUGAAGAACAAGAUAAUAAUGAGGUCUAAUCGAGGUAAUUAGUGGUGGUUGAUGGAAAGAAGUAUGAGAAUGACUCGGAAUUUUGUCGAAUGUAAUCGCGAUAUUAAGUUAAAAGACUCUCGAAACACGACGGUUCGUAUGUACAAGACUUUCUUGAGAAUAUCCGUCAGAAUAGACGAGUGAACUUUCUCGUUUAUCCAAUUCACAGAGGCACAUUGACGUUCCAAAGAUGAUCCUUGAGGGCUCAAGAAAUUAGAUUCGCUAUACUUUUCGUUAUCUGUCGACGACAAUUCAAAGUUGCAAUCACACAAGAAUAUUCUCCAUUUUCGUCGUGACGUCGUGUGAAUGUGAUAAGGAACGCGAGAAGAAAGCACGUUUUGCCAAUAUCACCUCUCACGGUGCAAAUCGGAUAACGAAAUUCGCUCUCCGUCCUCACACGGAUUCGCGUUGAAUCGUUGUGCGCCGGAUAUAAUGAUAGACGCUUCGAUAUCUGAAGCUGAAUCUUUGCGGAUAUUCCGCCCUACCCUCCUUUUUCGCUUCCCUCGUAACUGGGAACUACCCAUGCGAAUUGUCGGGCAAUUUCCUUUCCGCUUUUACAACGACAAGAUGUGUACGAAUUUAGGUGUGCUUAACAGCAUACAUACAAACAAUGAUUCAAUGUACAAAGAAUGCCAGAGGGAGAACUGUUACCAGGUCUUUCCUUUCUUUAACGUCUCUCUUUUUCUUUUUUUAAUUUUAAGCUUGUGUUCUGUGAUGUGACUUUAUUUUUGGUGAAACUUAGUCCGCGAAUAAGGUCGAUCCCAAAGAGAGAGAGAGACUAUUUGAUUUGAGACAUUCGUGUAAAUUCAUCACAGAAAAAUUACGUUACAAACGUUUCCAUGAAGUUUUCAAAGAGUUAUAAAGAGCUUGACAAAAUCUUUCCAUGGCAGAUUCAAUAAGAUUUUUUAUGUAUGUCGACUCUGUAAAACGAGUCCCAGAAGGAAGAUUUAACUGGAUUUCCUCAAGCUCUUGUGCGUUGAAACGGUUCUCCGUUACUUUGACGUAUUUGUGCCAAGAAUAUUUGCCGUUUAAUAAGUGAACGAUAUUUAGUUAUAUAUAUAUAUUUAAUCAAUCGUUCAAAAAAAACUCGGUAUAUCACGAUUUUGGAACCAACUAUUGUAUCACUCGCGCUCGAUAUAUGCAUUAUAUGAAAUAAACGCAUUGUAAUGCUGUAUAAUCGAUUAUGCAUUGUAGAUGUACAUAACUGAACUAAUAAAUUUAACUAAUGAAUUGUAAAUGCGAAUAAAAGAUAUAAGAGGAUUAUUAGAAGAAUAGCGAAAGAAUUUUAUGGAAAUUCGGGGCCAGAGUUAGAGUAUAUAAAUUUAUCUAUAGAAAAAAAGUAUAUAUACAUAUAUAUAUUUUACUAUCAAAAUUUAUAUUCGAAAUUUCUAUGUUUGUUGCGAUUGUGGCUUCACAUUCCACGACCCUUUAUUCAAGGAUUGUCUGCGAAAUAAAUCGUGAGAAAAUGAGACGUAUACAAUUAGAAAAACAAAUUUUAAGAAAAUUACUAAUUGUAUUUUUGCACUUGAGAAUAUAAAACUGAGAAAGUAUGAGAGAAUUGAAGUAUGAAUGCAAGAGAAAGAGAGAGAGAGAGAGAAAAAGUAAGUUUCGUUAAACGUAUGACUAAAUGACAUAUUAAGAAAUAUAUUCGGCUUCUUGUAUUCUGUGAUCUCUAUAUUAUAGAACGCAAAAAAAGCAUUGCAAGUUAAAUAGGUAUUAUUAUUUAGAUGAAACGGAUGUGCAUAUCUAAACAAGGCGUCUAUCUGAAGGAGCUGCGUGAUGUUAUCGAGAUAAGAGAAAGAUAUAUACGUGUAUAGUAGGCACUAAUAAUACUUUAACAUAUGAAAUUAAUCACAUUUGACUAUUAAUAUAAAAAACGCAUAUAUUAAGUUGUUCGUGCAUCAUAAUUGUUAAUAUAAAAAAACCAGCAAUAUUAUUUUGGAAUUGUGUCCAUACACAUCUGCUAAUAGCUUUAAAUGCAGUUUGUAAAAAAUUAUAUAUGUAGU